Molecule: messenger RNA, 2680 nt
Organism: Tuber aestivum (summer truffle)
Lineage: Eukaryota; Fungi; Ascomycota; Pezizomycetes; Pezizales; Tuberaceae
Source: the annotation of a GenBank genome assembly
AUGUUUACUGCCCUUGAGUACAAGCCUUUGCAGGACCUUAGGCGAUAUGUAUCGUCACUGGAUAUGCACCCAGUAGAUCUAAAAACUGUGAGUUUGCUUUUUACUACUUCGCGCGUUCAUGUUAGAAAUUCUCUGAUCGAGUGUUUCCAACACGGCCAAUCACUGACGUGUCAUGAUAGGAGACAGAUAUUUCAACACAAGCCAUGGUACCAGGUCAGCUAUACGGACGCUGGGAUAAGGGCGAAAUUUUCCCACUGCCUCGGCCAUUACAGAGUCCUCUCAGUAAGGCUGGGGCUGGUGCCGGCCGCUUAGUACCGUCUUCGAAAGAGGCAGACCCCAAAGACUCAAUAUUCCACUCGACAGAAACUAUUUCGGACUCAACAAGAGCACCCCCCCCUAUCAAUGAUGCUUCGGGAACCGGCGCCCCGCGCAGCAUCCUGUCAUACCCAGGGUUCAGAAGUGUUCGGGAGAAAACUGCAAUAUCUCCGGGAAGUGUAGUAGAAGCAGUAUCUUCGGCCUACCAAUACCAAACCAGGCCGGUUUCUGCUGACUCGUUCCCAUUGAAGCAGGCAACUUCGAUCCGUUCUGCUCUCGGGAACGGGCCGGAAUUAGGUUCUCGAGGGAAGGCGCAGUACGGUCCGGCUCCAGACCAUUUCGCGCCUCCAAAGGUGCCUAUCGGGUCGCCGUUAGCCCCCUCAAACGGACAGCAGGUGGCUUCGACACACCAAUACAUGCCAACCAGGCAAUACCAUUCACGCUCUUGGAGUCCCCCGGUGCCUAGGAAGCAGCACGAUGGGAUUGAUCUGGAUCCUCUGUACCAUACCACUAUUAGCAAAUGCUUUGAAUGUCUUCAAAUCUCGCCAUCAAAACUCAAGAACAACUUUACUAUCGGAAUGCGUAGUUCCACCAACUCAUCGCAGGGAUUCCCCUCAUUCUUAACCAAUAAACCAUGGGUUUUCACCAUGCUUGGCAGAGCCUCGUCUUUUCCCACUUUUUUUCCGUUGAAGGCCGAGACUUUGGCUCCUCUUGGCAGUCCUGCCAUUGGGGCAUUCAUCCACCCCCGCCACCGUACCUAUUUCCAUCAGUUCUUAAGGAACUCUAUUGUGAAGAGGAUUGAGGUCUCUACUGAGAUCAAGGAGACCGCGUGUGAGAUUGCAAAAGGUAUAAGGGCUUCACCUACACCAAUGCCGCCGAGUACUUACCCAAGACAUUUAUUAGACGGUGUGGCGUUGGAAGGGGGUAAUGACAACGUGGACAAGAUCGUGGACCUUGGGCAAAAUGAUGAACUUGAUAUCCCUAACCGACCCACUCCCGCUCAUUGCCCGGAGGGGUCAGCCGUUUCUACCCGCGUGGUGGAGGAAUCGGGCACCGACGAAUCAAUUCAAGUGUUAACUCCGACUUUUCAUAAGAACGAUAAUCGUGUAAUUGAACUUGAUCCAGAUACCGAAAAGUGCAAUGUUGCUAAGACGGUGAGUAGCCGUAGCAGGGCAUCCGAAAUUAAUUAACGUCGUGGCUAAUUUUGUCCCGUCGUUUUCAGGCACUAUCUAACCACCGUAGGACCAAUACCCUCCGAUAUACUGUCCGCCAGCGGACCUCAUUGUUCAAGCCAGCCUCAGUAAAAAGUGAUUUCACAUUCGCCGUUGAGAUAAUUCCAAGACCAGUGAAGCGCAAGCACAACUCAAAGGAGGACGGGACGGAAAAGGCGUCGCGCAAACGGACCAGAGAUAACUCGGUAGAGUCCAGCGUCCCCAGCCCUAGGAACUCUAUUGCAUCAAGACUCAACAUCCUCAUCGACAACGCGGAAAAAAGGCAAGCUAAAUUGAACUCUCCAGGGCGGGAAUUGAUUCUAUCUCCUAUAAAUACCCAAUGUAUCCAAAUCACCGAGCAUCUGGUUACCGAACCACUCUUGUCAAGAUCAAUCCCGGAUUCCCCAGUUACACCUAGGUCUUUCACCGAAUCUACUGCUCGAUCGUCUACCCAUUCAGUGAGCUCUACCGGUACAAGUCUCACCAUCCCAUACUCUCAAGCUUCGGCAUCAGCUUCUCGCAAGCGGCUCACCUCAACGGCCUGGGAGGAGGAAGAGCAACUACGGGGUCGCCAGUCAAGGAGGGCCCAGAACGAGAGCAGGUAUCUCUGCGUCCCCGGCUCCAGCCUGAGACGAAGCCGCUCCGCCGGUGCCAUCGAUUUAGAACGCCCGAAUGAAUACUCCAUUGAGCGAACCCACCGAAGGAGCCUAAGCACGAAUUCAAUGCUGACAAAGUAUGCACCAAUGUUCCAACAACCCACCGUCAUCUCUACUCUCGAGUCGCAGGACCUCGAAAUUGAAGAAACCCCCAGUUCCUCAGGAUCAUCUAGCUUCUUCGAGCCAACCGAACCCGAAAAUCGAUUCAUUUCUUCCGCACCAGCGCUACCUCAUGCUACUCUCCCGACCCCGGAGGUCAAGCUAGAGGAUACAAAAAAGGACUCGGCACAAAAGAAGGGCUUCAGACGAAUCUCUUACCUCGGCCAAUCAAAAUCGCACAAAUCAGUCACUGCCCGGGUCUCGGAGCCAUCAACCACCGCAGUGGUAUCAGAAACAGAGGACGCCACUAACAAGAAGAAGAAGUUCCAAAAGCUGAAAAAUAGAGUUAAGGGAAUUACCAAAAAAGUGAGCCAUGUGAUAAAGAAGGAGAAGUACUAA